AUGGGUUCCCUUCCCGAUGAUUGCAAUACUAUUGCUUCCAGCUGGUCAACUGGGUUGAAGAACUCCACUGAAAAUUGCCAUGGUGUCGACAAUGUUACGGUUGCAGUACUUCUAGAGGAUAUCGUGGUGCUGAUCAUAAACAAGUUAGACUUGGUGGGCUUCCAUCAUUUUAGUGCAGUCUGCAGGUCUUGGCAAUCUAUUGCCAUUGCUGCCAAGAAAACACGGCUGUUGCACCUUAGACCUCAACUCCCAUGGCUGAUGGUUUCCCAUCUUUUUGGGUUUUUCAGUCUCUCCCAUGACGAAGUUUUUAGGUUAGAAUUGCCUGAAAUCUAUGACACACAGUGUUGUGGGUGUAAUUGGGGAUGGUUGAUAAUGGUGGGUGAGAUGAGACGCAUUUUUCUUUUGCAUCCAUUUACUAGGGCUGUAAUUGACCAACUUCCAACUCAAGCUACUCUUCCUGUUCUCGAUGAUUGCUUGGUUGUAGCAAUUUAUGGUAGCCACCAUUUAGCCUUAUGUAGACUAGGAGAUGAGGCGUGGACAACUUUUGGAAAUUACCAUUUUGAGGAAUCUUUUGAAGACAUUAUAUUCUACGAAGGAAAAUUAUAUGCUAUUACUUUUCAAUAUGAACUUAUACUUGUGGAGUUGCAUCCUCAUCCAAAAGGAACAAGUUGUAACGUUGCUCCUCCAGCAGAAGAGGAAUUUAGCCCUCUCACUAAGCGGAUGAAGUCCUUUUAUUUGGUGGAACGUCUUGGAGACUUGUUGAUGGUUAUAAGAUGUCAUGUAUUUGUUGAUUCAAUGAUAAUCCCUAAACCUGCUAUGUUCAAGAUAUUCAAGUUAGAUCUAAAGGGUCGGUGUUGGAAUAAGGGGGAAGACUUGGAUGAUCAAAUGCUAUUUAUUGGCACAAGUACUGGCUUCUCUCUUUCUGCAGUUGACUUCCCUGGAUUUAGAGGAAACUGCAUAUAUUUCACAGAUGAUUUCUCUCAUGACUUUUCAGUGUAA
This is a messenger RNA of Telopea speciosissima, 999 nucleotides long. Its product is annotated as F-box protein At4g00893-like. Lineage: Eukaryota; Viridiplantae; Streptophyta; Magnoliopsida; Proteales; Proteaceae. Bases 1 to 999 code for a protein of 332 amino acids. The record is from RefSeq and is a predicted model, not a curated record. The transcript has 2 exons.